Messenger RNA from Oryza brachyantha (malo sina), 1263 nucleotides. RefSeq names its product nuclear nucleic acid-binding protein C1D. NCBI's taxonomy places the organism in Eukaryota, Viridiplantae, Streptophyta, Magnoliopsida, Poales, Poaceae. The record is from RefSeq and is a predicted model, not a curated record. The transcript is spliced from 6 exons. Gene Ontology annotation, biological process: maturation of 5.8S rRNA; regulation of gene expression. Bases 44 to 682 code for a protein of 212 amino acids. Gene Ontology annotation, molecular function: DNA binding; RNA binding. Gene Ontology annotation, cellular component: exosome (RNase complex); nucleolus.
CCUCCCCUCCUCCACCGCCGUCGUCGUCUCCGUCCACCCAACCAUGGCCAGCACCGCCGCCGCCGCCGCUGCGGCGGGGGAGACCGCUCUGGCGGUGCCUCCCGCCGUGGUUUCCGCCGCGGAGGACACGCUCGCGGCCGCCGAGUCCGUCGGGGACCGCCUUGCCGAGCUGGUCGCUGCGGCGGGCGCGGACCCCGACGCCAUCGCCGAGCUCCCGCCGCUGCGCCGCGCGCGCGCGUUCCUCGCCAUGGCGCAGGCCGCCACCUCCCUCUUCGCAGCGCGGCUUAGGUGUUCGGGAGUUGAUCCGGAUGAACACCCUAUCAAGAAGGAAUUCGAGAGGUUAAGCUUGUGGGAGGAAAAGUUAAAUCGGUUUGAGGACUGGGACAAGGCACCAUUGCGUCCAACCACUACUGUGAAUACACAGGCAGCAGCAAGGUUCAUUGGUCACUCGUUGUCCCAUUUGACAGCUGAUCAGAAGAGGAGCAUGCAGGCAAUCAGUAAAGGAGAAGGAGGGAGUUACUCUGGGAACAAAAGAAAACCACAGCCCCCAUUUCAAAAUAAGAAAUCUGUUCGUGCUGCCACAGAAGAAUUCCUUGCAAAAGCUGCUCUGGAGCUUAGUGGGCAUAAUGGUAGCAAGGUGAAGGGCCCUAUUAGACUCAUCUCUGAUGAAGAUGAGGACUAAGAUUAUGUAUAAUUGGUUUUAUCCAGAGAGAUCAAAUAGUAGCUGCCUACUUCAAAAACAUGGACAGCGUGGAAAACUCUUGGGCAAUGAAGAAAAUUUUGCUUACAGUUUUGCUGCGGUGUACAUGCCAAGGCAAAAUGAAGUAAAAGCUUGAUGUAAACUGUAACAUUACCUUUGCUCUGAGAGCAAUGUUGUAGUCCAGUCUGAGAGCCGUUUUUAGAAGGAAAUUUGGACUGCUCUUAGUUAGAGCAACUGGAAUAAUUAAGGGCCAUAAUCUAAUGGUUUGGGCUUGUGCAACGCACCCUAGUGAUUAGUGUUCGUGUGACCCUUGAGUGCUACUGGCAGUUGUCCAUUGCUGAAGAUUUCUAGUGGUGCUUGAUCAUGUAUAACAUCGCUGAAGUACUUGGAUGUUGCCCAAGUGUCUUAUCCAUUUUUUGUGAUUGCUUGCGGUAUGAGUUAAUGUACUAGUUUGUACAUGCCGUACAUGCCAAUAAUUAUAUGUUGUAGCACAGGAUAAUACGCUUCAAUCGACUUGGUCCUAUUGAAUGUUUGGACGUUUAUUAUGGUUGGGAUAAGGGAUU